Molecule: messenger RNA, 1420 nt
Organism: Cucumis sativus (cucumber)
Lineage: Eukaryota; Viridiplantae; Streptophyta; Magnoliopsida; Cucurbitales; Cucurbitaceae
Product: dof zinc finger protein DOF1.4
Exons: 1
Coding region: 318-1100 (260 amino acids)
Biological process (GO): regulation of DNA-templated transcription
Molecular function (GO): DNA binding; DNA-binding transcription factor activity
Source: RefSeq, a predicted model, not a curated record
UCAAGAACACAGUUGCAUUGCACCCAAAUUCCGCCAUGCCAAUGGAAAAUUUCCCCCACUUUUAUUUACACUCUCUUUGAAUCCUCAGUCAAACCAUUUUCUCUUGUUUUUCCGUUCAAAAUUAUUCUCCAUUAUACACAGCCUUUCACCUUCCUUCUCAUUUCCUUCUUCUUCUUCCUCCAUUGUUAGUUAUAACCUCAAAGCUCUCUGUUUCUCUGUUUUUCAGCUCGUUUAUAACAUCUGAUUUGUUGAGAUUUCUUUUCUCCUUUUCUCUGUGAAUUCCCUUCUGGGUUUUGAUCUUUGAGUGAUUUUAAGAGAUGGGUUUGAGUUCAAAACAGGUUUCAAUUGAUGGAUUUGAUUGGAGCAAAGCGCUAAUGCAAGCACAGAAACUGGAGCUUCCAAAAUUGGCUCCAAGCUCUGGCGUGAAACGAUCACAACAUCAGAAUCAGAUUCAAAUUCAGCCACAGAUAGAGCAAUUGAAGUGCCCCAGAUGUGAUUCAACCAACACGAAGUUCUGUUACUACAACAAUUACAACAAAUCUCAACCUCGCCAUUUUUGCAGAGCUUGUAAACGCCACUGGACCAAAGGUGGAACUCUUCGAAACGUCCCUGUUGGUGGCGGCCGUAAAAACAAGCGUCUCAAAAAGAAACCAACCACCAACUCCAAAAAAUCUUCCUCAUCCACUGCUGCCACCACUGCCGCCGACUUGAUCAAUCCCCAAAUGGACGUUCAUCAUUUUCAAAACCUUCCUCUGUAUCAGGGGCUAAUUUUUUCCCCACCGUCGUCAAGCAAUUGGGCGGAAUGCGAAAAUUUCACCACAAAUUACGGUAUUCUAAAUUCUCAAAACCCCGAUUUCUCGGCAGUUUCAACAACCACCUCAACGCAUUCUCCAAUUUCCCCAAAAUUUAACAAUUAUUCGGAUAAAGAAUUGAAACCCACAGAAACAGAGCAACCCACUCAUCAUCCAUGGCAGCUUCCUUCCACCGGCUGCGGCAUCGGCGACAUGUCGAACAGUUACUGGACCUGGGACGACAUCAACACCUUCACCGCAACUGAUCUAAACAUCCCAUGGGACGAUGAACAUGACAUCAAACCUUGAAAACCGAAUCACAUUCCGCCCAACAGUAUAUAUACUACAUAGUUUUUCUUUUUCUUUCUUUCCUUUUGUUCUUGUUAUAUUAUAUAUGAAUUCGAGUUAAAUCCAUUUCAUGAGCAAAAUUGUACCAAAAAUUGACAAUUAGGAAAUGAAGGAUUGUUGCAUAAUGUUGAAAUGAAAUGGAAGAUUGAAGUGAACAGAAAUGGAAGGCAUAGGGGAAAGGGGAAUGGGGUCUGAACCAGUAGGGCUUUUUGGUGACAGAAUGUGAUGGAAGAUUCUCUUUGUGGAUAUAUAAAAUUAAAUUUAUUGAUUUUCUUGUCUAA